This is a messenger RNA of Cotesia glomerata, 4842 nucleotides long. RefSeq names its product serine/threonine-protein kinase minibrain (gene mnb). Bases 2670 to 4751 code for a protein of 693 amino acids. Gene Ontology annotation, molecular function: transcription coactivator activity; ATP binding; protein serine/threonine/tyrosine kinase activity. Gene Ontology annotation, cellular component: nucleus. Lineage: Eukaryota; Metazoa; Arthropoda; Insecta; Hymenoptera; Braconidae. The record is from RefSeq and is a predicted model, not a curated record. Gene Ontology annotation, biological process: peptidyl-threonine phosphorylation; peptidyl-serine phosphorylation; positive regulation of DNA-templated transcription. The transcript is spliced from 9 exons.
AGAAAGCGAUGCGGUAUGCCCCCGCGGUAAGGGCGUGCAGUUCCUCGUGUUUCGUGGGCUCUCGUGGCAUUUUUUUAUCCUCACGUUAAUAAACUCGGUUAAAUAAUAAACUAACAAUAAUAAACAGUAGUUGUUACUAGUGACUUUAUAUAUUAAUAAUAUUUUUAAUAAUUAUUAACAAAGUUUAUAUAGGAUAUGAAAAAUAGUUAUAAUAAUAAUAAUAAUGAUAAUAAUAACAAUAACAACAACAAUAAGUGAGUAUCAAAUCAAAUAGUGACGACAUUGUGUGAUUCCGCGCAUCGGUGUGGUGCGAGGGAAGUUCGUCGGACCGUGUCGGCGACGCGGUAUACCGAGGUGAAUGCACGACGAGAGAGCCCCCAAGUGUGUAUAAAAUAUUAUAUAUACAUUAAAUAGUGUGUGUAUAUUUAUAUGUACAAUAUAUACAUACAUAUUUAUAUACAAAAAUAUGUGCAUAUGCAUGUAGCACAAUAACACCAACCAAGCAACCGUAGUAAGUGCAGCUAAGAAAACCCGCCAAGCACGUCUAAAAAAAAUAAAAUUAAAAAACGAAUUAUUUAUAUAUAAUUUAAUUGAUAUUUUAUUUACUUGUCGUUUUUAGUUAUCAACAAAAAAAAGGGUUGAUCUGCCAAAGUAAUCAAGUUGAGCUGUGCUGGAAGAAUACAACUUGAUAAUUUACAACAAAAACCCAUUCAAUUUUGAAAACGAGGCUAAGGAUUAGAGAGCAAAAGUUAUUAUAAAUAUAUUUAUAGGUGUAUAUAUUUAUGUGUGUAUAUCGUUUACAUAUAGAUAUAUAAAUAAGGAAGUAAGUGAAAAGUGAGUGAUAUUUAAUUUAAGCUUAAAAGUUAAACGAGUAUUUAAACAAAACUUAAUAAUAUUUUGUUAGUAUAGUUUUGUUAUUAUUUUGCCGCGGUGCUUUUGACCCUUUGGCGGGCGAGUUCAAUGCAGCACCGCCGCGGGGGUGUAAGGUAACUUGGUGGUGCGUAGCGACGCAAAUUAUCCUCAUUUAUUAUCAUCUUAUUGAAGCUUUCAAUUAUUAUUUCAUAAAUAUUAUCAACGCUGUCAAUAAUAUUGUUUUUAUUAUCAUCGUUAUUGUUAUUGUUAUUAACGCUGGAUUAAUUACUAUCAAUUAUUCAGAAGAAAGCAUUUGUAAAGAAGAUAAAUAAGGAAAUAAAAAUGAAAGGCCAGAUUUAUGGAAAGAAUAAUACUUAAAUGUACUGAUCUAUUAUAUGUGAAGUUUGAUUUUCGUUAAUGGUGAUUGAGGGUGAAGCGGCGAAAGGAAGAAGUAAGUUUAAGCCAAAGUGGUGGAAAUUGAAGAAACAGGGACGCGACUGCUGUGUACCACGUGAUCGUUGUCAAGCCGCACGCAUAAGAGCAUGCUCGUGGUGGUGUCUAGAUGGCCAUAACCUGAUUCAGUUGAAACUCACGACUUAACACGACAUAAUCUCUAUCAACAAAUGUUCAUUUUUUAUGUACUGAAAUUGUUAUUUAUUUAUUUAUGAUUAUUAGUUUUUUUUUUAUUUUUGUCAUAGUUAGCACAGUGGAUUUUUUCGUAUUAUUUUGUGUCGUAAUUUAAAAAGUUUAUUUAUUAUUUAUGUUUAAAUUAUCAAAAUAGAGUGGGUUUGUGUCUUUUUUUGCUCUGUCGAAUGUGCAUCGUUGGAAGAGUGAAAUUUUUUUUUUAUUAAGUGAAUAAGUGAGUUUAAAGUCUGAGUAUAAUUGUGAAAACGAUUGAGAGAUUAAAGUCGUGUAAUUAUAGGUGUUUUUAUUUUUAAGACAUGUACAGAGAAGUUUGUGUGUAAACUGAUUAAUUUAUAAAGUUAUGACGGAAAUUCAAGGGAUAGCCGACGUUUUAAUCUUAUAAAAACAGUGCCCAGGUGAUUUCCACGUGUGAGAAUACAAGUUGUGAUAAAUUUCACAAGUGUCAUAUCCUCGUCCCUUUCCAAUAGUCAUAUCCUUUAUUUUGUGUAAUUGUCGUGUUUUUCAAUAUAUAUUUAUAUAUCUAUUUAUUAUCAUACAAAAAAAAUAUCUAUUUAUAUUUUGUGUUUUUUGUGGAAAUGAGUUGAUCUUAUUUUUUUUGAGUGUUCAUUGAAAGUGAUGUUUGUUUGACAAGUUAAAUGCGCUAUUGACACGCACUAGAUUCACGGAUUUUUUUACAUGGAUUUCAAUAUUCCGCAUUCAGUCACAGAUUAUCAAGAAAGUUUUGUGAACACGUGAAAAUAAGUAUACGUAAAAAAAUUCGAUAAAUAUAAAUUACGUUGUUCGUAUGCAAGCUAAAACCGGGCGUAAGGGCGAGAGCCGUGGCCGGAGGUAUCGUCGAAGGAAGUUAUUUUCCCGGCGAAGAAAAUUAUCUUCAUCAGCAGCAUCAGGCACGAAUAAAAGCAAUAAGUGAUUAUCAUCAUAUUCGAAAUCUAAACCAGCAAUAUAAUCAUAUUGAUAGUAAUAAAAAAUAAUAAUAAUAAAUUUUAAAUUGAAGUUAGUGAUAUUGACAAGGAUUUAAGCAUUCCGUAUUGCGUACGGCUAAAGCAAGCUGAGUGAUCGAGUGAAGGAUUUAAUUGUACGAUCCAGGUUAUUAAGAGGGUGGUGGGCCUGGAGAGCCCCAUGUUGUGAGUCCUAGAGAACUGCCAAAGGCAGAAAAAAGUGGGUCCGCGGGUAUGGAGUAUGGCGGGGCCGGUGGAGGCCGCGGGGGCGUGCAGCCACCCUCGACGGGCACGCGCAAUAUCGCAGGCACGGAUACAACCGACGCUGCGUGGCACAAACAUGAGCAAAUGAUCCUCAUGGAGUCCUCGAGGCACAAGCAACAAUUGAGUGGCGGGCGAACGGGAACGGGUGGUGCACCGCUAUACGGACGACUAGUAGCUGAGGAACCACUACCAGGAUAUGGAACAGGAGCGGGAGUCGGUGGUGCUGGAGGUGGGAUUGGAACUGGGGCUGUACCCCAAGAGACACCCGCGGAUAUCCACGCAAUGCAAGCAAGGAUACCCCACAGGUUUCGGGACCCUGCGACUGCGCCGCUACGGAAACUUAGUGUUGAUCUCAUUAAAACUUACAAACACAUCAAUGAGGUUUAUUAUGCGAAGAAAAAGAGAAGAGCGCAGCAGAUGCAAGGUGAAGAUGGUUCUCAUAAAAAGGAAAGAAAGCUGUACAACGACGGUUGGGAUGAUGAUAAUCAUGAUUAUAUUAUUAAGAAUGGUGAAAAAUUCUUAGAUCGAUAUGAAAUUGAUUCGUUAAUAGGUAAAGGUAGCUUUGGCCAAGUAGUGAAAGCAUUUGACCACGAGGAACAAACCCAAGUGGCAAUAAAAAUAAUUAAGAAUAAAAAACCAUUUUUAAAUCAAGCGCAAAUCGAAGUUAGGUUAUUAGAAAUGAUGAAUAGAGCGGAUACCGAUAACAAGUAUUAUAUAGUUAAACUGAAGAGGCACUUUAUGUGGCGAAAUCAUUUGUGUCUGGUAUUCGAGCUAUUAUCUUAUAAUCUUUAUGACCUACUUAGAAAUACGAAUUUCCGCGGAGUAUCCUUAAAUUUAACGAGGAAGUUUGCUCAGCAACUGUGUACUGCCCUCUUGUUCCUGUCCACACCGGAAUUGAAUAUCAUUCACUGUGAUCUGAAACCCGAAAAUAUUCUUUUGUGCAAUCCUAAGCGUAGUGCGAUAAAGAUUGUCGACUUUGGUAGUUCAUGUCAGCUUGGACAGCGGAUAUACCAAUAUAUUCAAUCGAGGUUUUAUCGGUCGCCAGAAGUUUUACUUGGAAUCCCAUAUGACCUUGCGAUAGACAUGUGGAGUCUUGGUUGUAUUCUAGUAGAAAUGCAUACAGGCGAACCUUUGUUCAGUGGCGCCAACGAGGUUGAUCAAAUGAACAAAAUAGUGGAGGUGUUAGGUAUGCCACCGAAGCAUAUACUGGACCAAGCGCACAAAGCGCGGAAGUACUUUGACAAAGUCCCUACGGAUGGUUCUUACGUGUUGAAGAAGUCGAAAGACGGUAAAAAGUACAAACUUCCGGGUACAAGACGAUUACACGAUAUACUUGGUGUUGAAAACGGUGGUCCCGGUGGUAGAAGAUUAGGUGAACCUGGUCAUUCAAUCUCCGACUACCUCAAAUUCAAGGAUCUCAUUUUACGAAUGCUCGACUUUGAUCCUAAAACACGUGUCACGCCUUAUUACGCGUUGCAGCACAACUUUUUCAAGCGUACAGCUGACGAGGGGACCAACACCAAUAUUGCUGCUGCCAAUAGUGCUAAUACUAGUCCAGCAGUUGUGUCCAUGAGCCAAGACAGUGGACUGGUUACCAUGUCAGGACAGGGAAGCGGUAGCACAAGCAGCUUGAUGCAAGUGCUAGGUAUGCCUGGUGGCUAUCAAUCGAUGGAGUGCGAGUCUUCAUCCCGUCACUCGUCAAGCCGUCGUGUAAUGACCACUGGCUAUCCAUCGUCAGCAUCAGCCUCCAUUGAUGCACCCGCGUCCGGGCCAGCGUCCAUACAAUCAAUGGACAACAAUUCCCGAAUACAAAGCUCUCUUGGCACUUAUAAUAGCCUUAUACUACCUGGUAUGGCACAUCUACCAAACAUAAUGACAUCCCCAAUGAUACCGCAACAAAAUUUUUAUAAUUACGGAUAUACUGGCGCCGAUACACACGGUAUUAUACGACAACCAGCCUCGGUAACAACGGGCAAGCAACGUGAUCCUGAACGAGAAGACAGUCCCAUGGUUGGCGUAUGUGUCCAGCAAAGUCCGGUCGCCAUACAUUGAAUUUAUUAUUUUAAAUUUACAUGACUAAUUUUCGUCGUAAUAAUAAAAAAAAAUAUACAUAUAUAUACAUAUAUCUAUACAUGCAAAUAUA